Molecule: messenger RNA, 1358 nt
Organism: Chelonoidis abingdonii (Abingdon island giant tortoise)
Lineage: Eukaryota; Metazoa; Chordata; Testudines; Testudinidae
Source: RefSeq, a predicted model, not a curated record
AUGAGGAUGAUCUUUUUCCGCUCCGUGUCCGUGACGACGAUGUCUGGGCACAGCAGGCUGUCGGUGUCGGGGAUGGCUGUGCGUGGCAGGUUUGAGCCCUGCGCUAACGUGACAGCGGAGGUGUAUUUACGGACCUACCUCUCCCCCUGCAUCGACGACUGCGGCCCCUACGGCCAGUGCAAGCUGCUGCGCACCAACAACUACCUGUAUGCAGCCUGCGAGUGCAAAGCAGGCUGGAACGGCUGGGGCUGCACGGACAGCGCCGAGGCCUUUUCCUACGGCUUCCAGCUCCUGGCCACGCUGCUGCUCUGCCUCAGCAACCUCAUGUUCGUGCCGCCCGUGGCCAUCGCCCUGCGCAGCCACUACCUGCUCGAGGCCUCAGUCUAUGUCUUCACCAUGUUCUUCUCCACCUUCUACCACGCCUGCGACCAGCCGGGCAUCGCCGUGUUCUGCAUCAUGGAGUACGAUGUGCUGCAAUUCUGCGACUUCCUCGGGUCCCUCAUGUCCGUCUGGGUCACCGUCAUCGCCAUGGCACGGCUCCAGCCCCUUGCCAAGCAGGUGCUGUACCUGCUGGGCGCCAUGCUGCUCUCUAUGGCCCUGCAGCUGGACCGCCACGGGCUCUGGAACCUCCUUGGACCCAGCCUCUUUGCCGUGGGGAUCAUGGCCGUCGCCUGGACAGCGCGCAGCAUCCGCCGGCGUCACUGCUACCCUCCCACGUGGCAACGCUGGGCCUUCUACCUGUGCCCGGGCGCGCUGAUCGCGGCGGGCGCCGUGCUGCUCUACGCCUGCGUGGAGACGGAGGAGAACUACUUCUACAUCCACAGCAUCUGGCACAUGCUGAUCGCGGGCAGCGUGGGCUUCCUGCUGCCGCCACGCCCCAAGCCUGCCGGGUGCCUGGGCCCCCUGUCCCGCCACAAGGGCUGUGGCUACCAGCUCUGCAUCAACGAGCAGGAGGAGCUGGGGCUGGUGGGCCCUGCCACGGCCUCCAUCAGCAGCGUCUGUGCCAGCUGACAGUGCCACGCUCACCUGGCCUCUGCAGGCACCACGCUAGGGGCGACAGACAGAGCCCAGCCCCCCGACGGACUCACACUGAGGGGCAUCCCCACCCCCAGCCAUAGACACCAGCCAGAGCCCCAUGGCACCCCCGGGUGGUCUCUGCCUGCUGCUGCCCCACCGACUGGCUCAGCCCUCUGCUCACGGUGACUGGGCUGCAAAUCCCCUGCUUGGGGCACUUAUGGGGCUGCCACGGGGCAACACGCCAAGCCCAGCACAGCCUGGCUCCCUGCCCAUGCCAGGGCACCUGUCUCCUGGGCCAGGGCUCUGCUGUGUAAUGGCAAUUACAGCCCCGUGGAACUUGG